This is a messenger RNA of Scomber scombrus (Atlantic mackerel), 885 nucleotides long. RefSeq names its product cathepsin Z-like. NCBI's taxonomy places the organism in Eukaryota, Metazoa, Chordata, Actinopteri, Scombriformes, Scombridae. The transcript has 6 exons. Gene Ontology annotation, molecular function: cysteine-type endopeptidase activity. Gene Ontology annotation, cellular component: lysosome. Bases 1 to 885 code for a protein of 294 amino acids. The record is from RefSeq and is a predicted model, not a curated record.
AUGCAGUUUGUAAUUUUUAUUUGUGCGCUCAUUACGCCUGCUGUUUUAGCCAGACACUUUGUAAGUGAGAGGCCAAUUUGUUACGUACCAGUGCCCAGGAAGCCCGACUUUGGAGUGAAAACCAGCGCUCGUCCUCAUGAACUCCUGAAUCUUGCUGUUCUCCCAAAGUCCUGGGACUGGAGGAAUGUAAACGGUGUCAACUAUGCCAGCACAACUCGUAACCAGCACAUCCCUCAGUACUGCGGGUCCUGCUGGGCUCAUGGCAGCACGAGUGCUAUGGCAGAUCGCAUCAACAUCAAGAGGAAAGGAGUGUGGCCAUCUGCUUAUCUGUCUGUCCAGCACGUGAUCGAUUGUGCUGAUUCUGGCACUUGUCACGGAGGGGACCAUGGAGGGGUAUGGGAGUAUGCCCACAAUCACGGCGUCCCUGAUGAGACCUGCAAUAACUAUCAGGCCAUCGAUCAGAAAUGCAAACCAUUCAAUGCAUGUGGGACUUGCACAACUUUUGGGAAGUGCAGUAAUGUGCCAAACUACAAUUUGUGGAAAGUGGGAGACUUUGGAGCCAUUAGUGGACGGGAUGAUAUGAAGGCAGAAAUUUUCACUGGAGGACCAAUCAGCUGUGGAAUUAUGGCCACAGACAAACUUGAUGUGUACUCCGGAGGACUGUACUCAGAAUAUGUUGAGUCCCCUGCCAUCAACCACAUUGUGUCAGUAGCAGGCUGGGGAGUAGAAAAUGGCACUGAAUACUGGAUUGUGCGUAACUCCUGGGGAGAGCCAUGGGGUGAGAAGGGCUGGCUCAAGAUUGUUACAAGUGCCUACAAAGAUGGAAGCAAAUACAAUCUUGCUCUGGAGGAAGAUUGCAUGUAUGGAGAUAUGAUUGUGGCCUAA